Messenger RNA from Xiphias gladius (swordfish), 7839 nucleotides. Its product is annotated as microtubule-associated protein 4. NCBI's taxonomy places the organism in Eukaryota, Metazoa, Chordata, Actinopteri, Istiophoriformes, Xiphiidae. Gene Ontology annotation, molecular function: microtubule binding. Gene Ontology annotation, biological process: microtubule cytoskeleton organization; neuron projection development. Bases 222 to 4706 code for a protein of 1494 amino acids. Gene Ontology annotation, cellular component: neuron projection. The transcript is spliced from 18 exons. The record is from RefSeq and is a predicted model, not a curated record.
CGGAAAUAUGAACGCUGUGUUGUAGUCGCCGUGUGCGGGAAGGGCGUCUGUUUUGCAGUGAGUGUGGAGUGAGUGGGCAGGGCAGCCGGAGGCUUUGUGGCAGUGACAUGACGGUGAUUUUUGGAUGAGUGAUCUCACAGCGCGCAUCACAGCGAAGGUGGGCUGGUGUGGGACGCUGCUGCCUUCAGGUGCUCCUCGGAAACUCGUCCUUUCUCGAAGUCAUGGCGGAGUUAGACCUGAGUCUAAGCGACGCGCUGACAGACAGCGCUCCCCAGCCGGGCCCGGAGAGCCUGGUGGAGCGAGACUUUGUGGCUCAGCUGGAGGCAGAGCCCUUUGACGAUCAGGUCGGGGAGACGGUGGGAAAGACAGACUACAUCCCCCUGCUGGACAACGAUGACACUAGGGCAGACACGGGUACUGCGUUGGAGAAUGGAGAGCAGGAAGCUCAUGGGGCACAAAAGCCUGGUUGUAAGCUGACCUCGGGGGGACAGACAUCAGCAUCACGCCUGGAGCCGCAGGGAGAGGUGCGGCCACUCUCACUUGACCAGAAGCAGGCCUUGGCUACAGACUUCUUAUCAGCCCCCAUGGCAGGUUAUUCAGAUCCUCUGGGUUCUCAGACCAGCCCUGCCCAAAUGAUGGAUACUGGCCUGAUGGGAGCUUUCUCAGGUUUCUCCCAACCUGGAGGGAUGGGUGUCAAUGUGGAGGUGGGAACUGCACUCCUCCAAGUAGAGAGACCCCCAAUUAUAGCGGAGCCCCAGCAUCCUACACCCCCAGCAGGGUUAGGCACCCCUAAAGAGCACAGUCCCAUGCUGCCCGAACCUCAGGUUCCUCGCAGCCCUGUAGAACUGUCCGCAGGUGCCUUAGGUGACUACUGGCCAGACCAGGCCGACGGCCUACCAACAGACCUCCCUUUCACCCCCAGCGUGUCCACGGUGAUCAGUCGCCAUGCAGGCCAUCUUGCAGCCAGCCCCGAUGACCCACCUGACAGCUGGCCUAGCCGAGAGAGUACCGCCUAUGCGGGAGGUGAUGAAAGGGAAGGAGAUGGAUCAGACCGAAAACAGAAGAAGAAGAAGAAAAGGCGACAGAAAGAUGAUGGAUCUUAUGAAAACUUUGAGAGCAGGUGUCAUCCAGAGAUGCAAGCACAGGGAGAAAACACUCCCCCAGCAGAGGGAUUCUACCACAGGAUUGGCCCAAGGCGGGAUAGAGGAGAAGGUGGCUGGGAGGAGCAGCUUGGGAAGAGUGGAGGCCGGGGGAAGAAGGGGAAGAGCAGGAAGAAGCUUCCAGAGGAGUGGGGAGUGAAGCCGGAACCAUUUGUUUCUUCGUCUGCAAUGACAUCUCAGAUCACAGACGAGGUGAUAAUGGAUAUAGGAAGUUCCGCUCAGACAAACCUUGGAGCCUCGUUCAAAGAACUGGACACCAGCCAGAACCCCUGGAAAAAGGAGGUCUACCCAGAAGAAGGUCUGGCUCCUGCCCCUUUGUCCCAAGACCUAUUCUCCCCAACAACUGCUUCCAUUAGCCCACUGGUCCUGAACAGUGAGCUGAAAGCCACAGCGGCUCCGUUCACUAUGCCCUCCACCACCAACAAUGCAACACUUGGUUCCUUCCCCAUGGCUUCUCACCCUGGUGAACCCUUUGAUCUCCUGAUGGAUACCAAAAAUGCCAGCUUGGGCAACAGCAGCCACGCCUUUUCUCCACCUUUCUCUCCAGAGAAUGAAGCGUCAGGUGGCGACAUGGUUGACAGUGGGAUGUUUGACAACACCAGUUCCCUCCAAGAGUCUUGUGUGCAUAGCAUGCCUGAGGCAGACACCUCGGCUUUCAGCCCUGCCUUGCAGCCAAGCCCCACCCUUUCACCGAAAGGUGAGGUGUUGGCCUCAGCUCCACCUCUUUCCCCUUCAGAUGCUUCAUGGCUCCUGAACGACUCACACAUUAGCAGCAACAGCGAGCUUUUUGACUUCAGUGACAUGAGCAGUUCAGGUCAUCCUUUACUCUUAGGUUUGUCUUUUGACACCCCAAGCCCAGCACCUCUCCGCUCCCCCAAAACCACAGCGCAGGAAUUCCAACCGAAAGAGCACAAAGAUGACAAAUCGUCCCAGAAACAAUCCAAGAAGUCUCGUUCUUCAUCUUCUUCAUCCUCUGUAAAGAGUCCCACCUCUCCAGGAGCUAAGAAGUUCCCUCCACAGGCAGCCCCUGUCAUCAGCCCCUCUUCCCCUCCAUCGGCCACCCCUCUGGGAGUUCCAGGAUCUGGUCUUAACCCUGCAGCUAAGCCCUUCUUUCCCAGCUUUGCUGAUACCAUGGAAGAACCAGCUGUGGUCCCUCCACUUGCCCCCACCGUCGAAGUAAAGUCCGACAAGAUGGAGAAAGCAGAGAAGAAGGAGGAGAAGCUGGAGGAUAAUGUAAAGAAGGUUGACCUGUUUGAACCUCUGGAAAAAGCUGAGCAGAAGAGUGUGAAGGUUGAAUACGCAAGCAGUGAGACUCCAGCUAAGUUGGAGAAAGAAACGGAGAAGGAAAAGCAGAAAGAGGAUAAAGAAGCAGAAAAGGUAAAAGAGGAGAAAGAAAAAGAGGCAGAAAAGGUGAAAGAGAAUGAGGGAGUACAUUUUAAAGAGGAGAAAGUGACAGACACAGUGAAGGAGACAGAUAAACAGCCAGAAAACGUUGAAGAGAUAAAGAAGGAGACAGAAAUGGGGAAAGAAAAAGAGAAAGAGACAGAGAAAUUGGAGUCAAUACAGCAAAAGGCAGAAAAAGAGGAUACAAUGAACAAGGCAGAAGAAUCACCAGAUAUACAGGUGAAGACAGACAAAGUGGACACGACAGAGAAAGUAGAAAAAGUGGGGAUGACAGACAAAGAAGAAACCAAAACUGAGAAAACGGAGUAUAUGGAAAAGAUGGACAAAAAUGACAAGUCCAAAGUGGAAGAAAAAACAGAGAACAAAAAUAUUGAGAAACUUGAGAAAACUGAGAUGAAAGAUGGCAAAGAGCAGCACAUUGACAAAGUGGAGAAGACCCCAGAGCAACAGCUGACACCCGUCAAGCCCGACACCAGUUACGACGAGCUGGAGGAGAAGGCUGAGACAGAGACAAAGGUGACAGCAGAGGUGGAAGAAACCAAGAAAGAAGACUCUGACACAGACAAAGCCAAGAAGACAGAGAAAGAGGACGAGGUGGAGAAACCGUCUGAGAAGCCUGCAGAAAAACCAACGGAGAAGAGCGAAAAGGAAGAGAAGCAGGAUAAAAUACAGGCUGAAAAAAAGACUGUUCAGAAAAAGGAUGACAAGAAGGACAAAGCAGCAAAAGCGGAUGGAGGAGAGAAGGCCAGAAAGGCGACACCCAGCAAAGACCUGGCAAGUGCAGACAAGAAGACCAAGCCUGCUGCCGGGGUGACCAAACCAAGCACCGCUGCCAAAAUGCGGCCAAGCUCUGCGGCUGCUAGUGGUGGUCCACCCGCAGCCCCUACUAAGCGCCCCACACCCCCCUCCACCACCUCCACCUCAGACAAAAAAACAACCACAGCAAAGGCACCAUCCACAACCACUGCUGGCCCAAAGCGGCCCUCCACCACUUCUACCAGCCGCCCCUCGUCAUCAACCACAACCACUACUCGUGAUGUCAAACCCAAGACAACUACAGAGAAGCGCCCACCUGUGCCAAAGGCGAACACCGCCUCCUCGAAUCAAACAGGCUCCGCCGCUGCCACCAAAAAUGGAACUGCUACCACAGCAGCCAAUAAAACCCCUACAUCAGCGCGCACAACUCCAUCUACUCGCACUACUACCGCCACCGCAGCCAAAAAGCCCCUGGCCACUAAGACAGACGGCAAACCAGGAGAGGAGAAGAAGCCCAGCACCCUGAAGACUUCUGCAGCCGACUCUACCAAGCCCAAGACCACCACCAUUCGCAGCACUGGUUCCACCACCACUGCCUCUCGCGCUCGAACUACGGCAACCAAACCGGCCACACCCUCCUCCACCUCUGGCACAGUACCAGAGAAGAAGCCCCCGGUGCCCCGCGCCCCCCGGGCUGCUUCCUCAACCACAACUACCACCACAACCUCCACCUCGAGGACCCCUGCUCGCCCCGGCACAGCACUAGCCCCUGACAUCCGCAAUGCCCGCUCUAAGAUUGGCUCUACAGACAACAUGAAGCACCAGCCUGGAGGAGGGAAGGUGUCCUCUGCCUCUCAGAACAGGAGUGUCACCUCCAAAGAAACGAGCCAGGGCAAAGUUCAGAUAGUCUCCAAAAAGCUGGACUUCAGCCACGUCACCUCACGCUUGGGCUCCAAGGACAAUAUGAAGCAUGUUCCUGGUGGAGGGAAUGUGCAGAUACUCAACAAGAAGGUUGAUUUGAGUAAGGUGACAUCAAAGUGCGGCUCCAAGGACAACAUCAAACACAAGCCUGGUGGUGGGGACGUGAAGAUUGAGUCCCACAAAGUGAACUUUAGAGUAAAGGCUCAGUCGAAAGUGGGCUCCAUGGACAAUGUGAGCCAUUCACCUGGCGGAGGAAACAUCAAGGCUGAGGGGGCCCAGGAGACAACAGAGGGGAAUGGGACUCCCCUGAUUGGCACCUCGGCCCCAGCCCCAGGCUGCGAGCCAGGGCAGGCUGGGAGCCCUGCUGCCCAAGAGAAUGGGCUGAAGGAAGGGGCUCCCUGUGAUAGUGAGAGCCUCUGCGAGCCCCAGGCUCUGGACUCAAGCAUCCCCGAGACAAGCAUCUAAUUCUGCUAUCCCUCUGCCCUCCUCAUCUCAACCUCCCUAAAACAUCAUCUCCUAUCCGUCCCCAUCUUCUCCUGUCUAUAUUUCCUUUAUCCAAUAUCUCCUCCCCCUCCUCUCUCCCGCUCUUCUUUCCAACCUUUCUGCUGCAGAUUGAAUCUUUCAAGCUCAACUUCCGCGUGAAUGCUCGCUCUCGCACGGACCAUGGCGCCGACAUCAUCACCUGGCCAGCCCCCCAGGACAACAACAGACCCCACCCCCAUGGUUCCUCUUAUUCUCUACACAACCACCAAAACCACCACCCCACUCCACGCAGUGUCUCCCUCUUUGAAUCGUUGGCUUCUGCAGGCUGUGACAGCUCACCCUCCGCCCCCUCCUUGCUGCAUCUUCAGGUGGAAGUCCAGGGGGACAACAGCAGCUCCUUAAUGGGAUCUUGACCUUUCUUGCCCCCAUCAAGCUCUGAAAACCCCUCUUAUCUUAAAUCUGUUAUUGCAAAGUUUUGACCUGUCUACUAGUUCUGCCACUCUAGUUUCAACUUCAUGCCUCUUCUCUCACAUCAUCGUGUGCCAUCACCCUCAUCGUUGCCACCCCCACCCUUCUAUAUUUGGCUGAAGUGACUGUAUAGACUAAGCUUGGGCCUUGGUGAGAAUUUAUCUGAAGGGAAAUUAGGGGACAGCAAGGUUUCCUCACACAUUUGGUUACUUCUUCUUCGAGGUGGCCCAACCGGAAUCAUUGGGUUUCACUCGGAUCGUCUUUACCCACAGCCUAGUGGUGGACUAUACUCUCACACACCCUGCAUCACCUCUUCUCCACAGCCCAAACAACAGCAGCAAUCAGUUUAUUUGUCACCUGAGCAGCAUGGAAACCCUUUUGGACUCAUCUAUGGCUUCUGUCACACACAUAGCUUCUCUUUUCCUCGUGUCUGUAGGGGGUGUUUGUUCCCAGUAACCACUUAUUCUCUGCUAGCAUCAUAGUAAUUCAUUGUUCAUCUUCAUCAUCACUUCCUCUUUCGUCACCAUCACUUAAACAAGCUGAUGAACAAAAAAGCUAGACAACAAGUAGGUUGGAACCAUUUUAGGCUGUUUAACUCUUUAUUCUCUGUGUUUGUGAUAAUGUGUUUGAGUGACAAUUUGUGUAAAAAUGAGCUUUGGUGUUUUGUUUAGAUCUUAUUUUCUGUCGUCCUUUGAUCUUUCUUCUUCUUUCCUCCUAGUUUUAGUUUUUAAAACAGGUUACCGUUUAUUUAUUGUAUGUUUCUUCCUGUAUAAGCAAUACAGCGGGUUGUCUUUUUUUUCCGAUAGCACUCAGAAAAUCUUGGAAACACGCACAGGAUUUUUUGUAAACCAAGACACAGCGAAGAAAAAGAUGACAUUCAGAGGGAGGAAGAAAGUGAGAAGAGAGGUGUUGCUAGAAGGGUGAAAUAGAAGCCUCUGAGGUGUGUUUUACAUUUAUGGCAAAAUAACAAAUGACAUAGUGACACCUGAAAGUUUUUGAAAUGCAAUAGAGGAAGUUUGCUAAAGUAGAGAAGUUGUAACUGAGUGUGCGGUCCAGAGGGAAAUGAGGAAGAUGUUGUCAGAUAAAAAAUGUCUCUGAAGUCAAAGGAGCUAUGUGUCUCGUAUGUGCCUCCUGUCCUUCUUACCUGCAAACUAAAGUUAACAAGGAUGAUGCAAGCUCAUGCCUAAAACUUGCACGAGCUGUUUUAAGGACAAAUUGCUGUUUUAAGGGAAUUGUGUAAAUCAAGCUUUUCCUGGUAGUUGUGUUUCGUCACAAGUUCAGGUGUUUCUAUGAGGGUAAUGGUAGCAUGUUGUUAGGCAGUUGACUUGUUUCCGCUGAACACAAAACAUCUUUAAAAGUAUGUGUUCGGCAUUUUUCUUGUUGCAAGUAUUGGCAGUGUAACAGGGUGCGGCUUUAUUCUCUUCUCGUGUAGCAAUGUAUUCCACUGUUGCCUCCAAUUGCCUUUAUAAUGCAUGGCCAGAUUAUAUAAUAUCACAACCAUAGCUGAAAGGUUACGUGCAUCAUAACUCAAAGUGAUGUGCUUUGGUACCAUAUGUAUAUCUCUGGGGCAGUCCUAGGCAGUUGAUGUGUUGUUACUCAAAUGAUGGUUUUUAAUGGUGAUGAGCAGGGAGAACUAGAUUAUGAUGGUUGCAGUUUCACCUUUUAGUGUCAUGAUUUAAUUCUGCUGCUCCAAGCCAGGUGCAGAUUUGUAUACAGGGACCCCGUUGCUCAAACAUACAGAGAUGGACAACUCAUGGGAUGGUAUGUUUAACAAAUGUUCUGACUUUCUGAUGUUAUUAGUUCAUCUGUCUCAGUGAUACAUCAGUUACAUUCUACUCAUUGUCCACUUGCCAGUUAUUACUGCAUCACGUCCUUGCUCAAUUUUAAGUAUAGUGUUAUAAGAAGGGCUGGGUAUUGCUUGCAAUUCUAGAGCAAUUACUGAUACAAAAAACAAUAGGAAUGUCAGUACCUUAGACAUGCAUUAAUUGAAUUUUUUGUCAUCUUUGUGGCAGCAUAAGAAACUGUAAACACCACAAUGACAUACUGUAUUAUCACCUUAUAAAGUUGAUAUGGCAAACAUGUUUGCAAAGAUUUGCCUUUUCAGACAUGUAGCAGACACAUUAUGUCAACAUUAGCAUUCAUUUGGAGUUAUGUUUCUCGCCACUUGGCAAAUGUAAGUCCACUACUUGCUGUCCUUUUAGCUCUGUUUUCAUCUCCUAUGAAUGUUCACAAGUUAGCUGCUGACUUUUUCGAUCUGCCGUUUGGUUCAGGGCAGGUAGUGUACAAUGAGUAUAUUUGAGCUUUUCUGCUGAAAACAGUGGCCUGCUGCGUCUGAAAACAAGGUUGAUGAGAGCGUCGACAGUGAACCAAAACAGGAAAGUUGCGGCCUGUAAAACCAAAACAAAGCGCUGAAAGAUGCUAAAAGGCUCUGUAGAGCAAAGAGGAAUUGCAGAUGUGAGUGAUAAUUCUCUGUGAGUUUGUCAUUAUGUACAACACCUUUGAUAUUACACCUAAUUAUUCAAUCCAUUGUUAUUAUAAAAAUGUGUUACAAAAAAUCUUUCAUAUAAAAAGUGUAGCUUUAACUGGUAGGAAUAUAAACGUUUUUUCUAUAAAAACCCAUCUUUAAAUUAAACAAACAUUUGUAGAA